CUUAUACAAUAAAAAUCGUCUCUCAAAAAUUACAUUUGUGGCUAAUUUAAUCUUAGUAUUUGUUUCUCUUUCGGACUAUGGAUGACUACGAAACAGUUUUGCUUAUUAAACAUGAAGUUUUUGUGUUCAAAAUUCCCCCGAGAGCUACAAAUCGUGGAUACAGGGCUGCAGAUUGGAAACUUGAUGCUCCUGACUGGACAGGUAGAAUGAAGGUAGUGUGCAAAGGAAAAAAAUGUAUUAUCAAAUUAGAAGACAAAACAACAGGGGAACUUUUUGCUGAAAGCCCUAUUGAUAAAUAUCCAGGAAUUGCAGUGGAAGCAGUAAUGGAUUCUAGUCGUUAUUUUGUUUUGAGGAUUGAAGAUGUAAAUGGCAGAGCUGCUUUUAUAGGAAUUGGUUUUGCUGAUCGUGGAGAUUCAUUUGAUUUAAAUGUAGCACUUCAGGAACAUUUCAAAUGGUUAGAAAAAAGUGAAGAAAUAGAAAAAGGUUUAGAUGCAUCUGAAGGGAAGCCAAAUCUAGAUUUGGGAUUUAAAGAAGGUCAAACAAUCACUAUAAAUAUGAAUAUUGGUAAAAAAAGUGGUAGCUCUAAACCACGCCCUAAAACCAGUUCUCUUGCUGGGGUUCCUGGACUUUUACCUCCACCUCCUGGUGGUAUAAAACUUCCCCCACCUUCUUCAAGCAAACCCACCAUCUCUCAGAGCUCCAUGCCUUCUGUAAAAAUGCCACAAACAGCUGCUUCAAAUGUUAGUAGCAGCAGUGAUCUGUUAUUAGAUCUUGGAACACCAGCUACAGAUGGAGAUUUAGUACAGAAUACAUCCAAUUCAUCGCAGCAAAACUCUGGGGCUGAUCUUUGGGGAGAAUUCACGACUGCAUCUGCAUCUAGCUCUGCAUCUGGAAAAACUGAAGUUUCUACUGAAAACUGGAUGAAUUUUUAGUCAAUAUGAUUUAUAUAAUAAAUAUCAAAUUUGUAGCAUUUGGACAGUAAGACAUAGUAUCUUUGAUCAAUUUUAAGAU
This is a messenger RNA of Uloborus diversus, 1011 nucleotides long. RefSeq names its product NECAP-like protein CG9132. The record is from RefSeq and is a predicted model, not a curated record. The transcript has 7 exons. Gene Ontology annotation, biological process: endocytosis. Gene Ontology annotation, cellular component: clathrin vesicle coat; membrane. The coding region runs from base 78 to 932 and encodes 284 amino acids. NCBI's taxonomy places the organism in Eukaryota, Metazoa, Arthropoda, Arachnida, Araneae, Uloboridae.